GAACAGCAGGAUGUCUGAAGAGUAAAAUGGUAAGGUUCAUGCAAACCCUUUAUUGUACUGCUGCUUGAACACUCAACAGAGCAAUUUUGGGCAUGAGCUCUGUUGGCACACGUUCAAACAUGCGACAGCUGUAUGGAUGCUUUGAUUCUUGAAGGCUUGAACUGCACUGCCUAGGUGAGCCUAGGAACUCCUAUAUCCGAUUCAGGCACGUUCUGGAAAUUGCUAUAGCCCAUGCUGCCCGAGCUUCGCCUGCUGAUGCUGAAUUUCUCUUCGACUCUUGCUGAGAUUUUGUAUUAAUGUUGAUGUAACUUUGUUAUCUCUUAUUAACUGCGGUUGCACAAAACAGUUGUAGUUUGGUGUGCGGAUCUCGUUCUGACGACAGUAUUAUGUUUUUCUUCCAACGAUCACUGAUUAUCCUCGCCUGAAAAAUCAAGGUCGUGCUAAUCCGCUUUUAGAUGGAAAGUGAACAAGGAAACUAGAUUCAUCUGCGGGGUCGCCCCGUCGCCAUCGUCUUGCUGAACAGGGAAAUGAGAAAUGACAUCGGCAUUGCCGCCCUUAAAUUUUACGUCAUCGCUUAAGUAGUCUGACGAACAGAUGAACACUAGAAUUCCAAUUUUGUUUUUAGAUUUAUCCUGCAAGUCUGAUGACAGGUUUACGUGACGCCAUUGCAUUAUUUUGUUUAGAGGAAAGCGAUCAGCUUUCGACAUCAGCGACUGUAAGCUGCUGAGGUCUACCUUAUCUUACCUCUCCAGACGAGACGAUCUACAAGGGACGUCCUCUUUUUUUUUUUAAGCCCUGUUUCUAGUUUCAAAAAAAAAAUCUUUGUUUCUGCUACAAUAGGAGAGUGGAGCCUGUGAUUGUUGCGACCUCCCAGGCAUUUGACUUCCUCUCUUCCCCUCUCACUUUUUUUUUUUUUUUGAAAGAACUCUCUCCCCCUCAAACUCCACGGAGCAGCAAAGCAGCAGGGAGGAUAAGCUUGGAAUGCCCUGGUAGCGCGAGGGUGCAGCGGGAGCCGGCGUCCAUGGUGGAGAGGGAGAGAGGCGAGGGAGAAGCCAUUGCCCUGACCACCGGUGGCGGCGGCGGUGGCGGACAGCUGCAGCAGGACGGCGCGGUCCCUGGCGCGGCGGAGGGCGAGAGGGACGGCGAGGAGGGAGACGCGGAGGACGGCGAACGGGAGGAGGAGGAAGGCCGGGACGACGUGGACGGGUGGUCGGAGAUAAGGCUGGCCAUCGAGGAGCUGUCCCCGGCGCGGCUUAUCAAGCACCGCGGCGGCGGCGAUGGCGAUGGCGAUGGCGAUGGCGACACGCCGGCCGCGCCGCCUCCGCCCACGCUGCCCUUCCUGGCGUUGUCGCACCUCCUCCUCCGCGUGCUCGAUAAGAUCGGCCCGACCAUGGCCGUGCUGCGGCUCGACGUCCAACGGAACAUCGAGAGGCUGCAGGAGCUGUACUUGAUGGACCCAGCCAAGUACUCCACGCUAACGGAGAUAGUGGAGAAGGAGGUCAAGGAGGGCACUGCAAGGAAGGUCGAUAGCUGUGCAAGGGCUGUCCUGUGGCUUGCUAGAUCCAUGGAUUUCACAAUUGCGCUGUUACAGAAAUUAGAGGAGGACACUGACGAGCAGAGUCUUGCACAGCUUGUCGAAGCUGCGUACGAGGUCAGCUUAAAGCCAUGGCACGGCUGGAUCUCCUCGGCGGCAUGCAAGAUAGCACUGAAGCUUAUCCCUGAGAGGAAGAUCUUCAGCAGCUUGCUCCUAGGGAUGGGUCAAGACUGCUCCGCUCUGAAGGAUGAGAUCGAGAAGCUCGCAUUGCUGCUCCGGCCCCUCCUUGAUGACAUCCACUCCAUGAUGGCCAAGUUCAGACUGGACAGGCUCAAGUCGACAUGAUCCAUGGCACUGGCCGGCAAGGCCCAAUGUCCCAAGCUAUCAGUUGCCGCUCUGUGAAUAUUGCCCUGAUUGUAUUUCCCAGUCCUGUAAAGGUUCCAUGUCCGUUUUGCCAGCAGCUGUUCUAGUUAGAUCCUGGUCUGAUCUGCAACCAGUACAUAGGUCUUUGCUUGUAGAGUAGACUGUAAGACAUGCAUGCAGUGUCUUCUUUGUGCAAAUUAUGUCCUGAUUCCUUGUUUCCUAGCUCCAGAGUCAGGAUGAUCCGAACGUGAGGAAAGACUGUAAACACGUGGGCCCUUAAUGCCACGCGCGACAUGAUAAGUCGAGAAAAAAGUUCAUUCUACUA
Messenger RNA from Panicum virgatum (switchgrass), 2222 nucleotides. Its product is annotated as glycolipid transfer protein 3-like. The transcript has 6 exons. NCBI's taxonomy places the organism in Eukaryota, Viridiplantae, Streptophyta, Magnoliopsida, Poales, Poaceae. Gene Ontology annotation, molecular function: ceramide 1-phosphate binding; ceramide 1-phosphate transfer activity. Gene Ontology annotation, cellular component: cytosol; cytoplasm; membrane. Bases 1022 to 1879 code for a protein of 285 amino acids. Gene Ontology annotation, biological process: intermembrane lipid transfer; ceramide transport. The record is from RefSeq and is a predicted model, not a curated record.